Cynocephalus volans (Philippine flying lemur) is the source of this 1178-nucleotide messenger RNA. Its product is annotated as HLA class II histocompatibility antigen, DRB1 beta chain-like. Bases 44 to 844 code for a protein of 266 amino acids. Lineage: Eukaryota; Metazoa; Chordata; Mammalia; Dermoptera; Cynocephalidae. The transcript has 6 exons. Gene Ontology annotation, cellular component: membrane; MHC class II protein complex. The record is from RefSeq and is a predicted model, not a curated record. Gene Ontology annotation, biological process: antigen processing and presentation; immune response.
CUUGCCUGCUCCUCUAGCACCCGGUCCUCUCCUGUUCUCCAGCAUGGUGUGUCUGUGGUUCCCUGGAGGCUCCUGGAUGGCAGCUUUGACAGUGAUACUGAUGGUGCUGAGCCCUCCUCUGGCUUUGGCCAGGGACACCCAAUCACGUUUCUUGGAGCAUGUUAAGCAUGAGUGCCAUUUCUCCAACGGCACGGAGCGGGUGCGAUUCCUAGACAGAUACUUCUAUAACCGGGAGGAGUACGUGCGCUUCGACAGCGACGUGGGGGAGUACCGCGCGGUGACCGAGCUGGGGCGGCCGGACGCUCCGUACUGGAACGGGCAGAAGGACUUCCUGGAGCAGAGGCGGGCCGCGGUGGACACGUACUGCAGACACAACUACCGGGUUGGCGAGAGCUUCACGGUGCAGCGGCGAGUUGAGCCUACAGUGACUGUGUAUCCUAUGAAGACCCAACCAUUGCAGCAUCACAACCUCCUGGUCUGCUCUGUGGAUGGUUUCUAUCCAGGCAACAUUGAAGUCAGGUGGUUCCGGAAUGGCCAGAAAGAGGAAACCGGGGUGGUCUCCACAGGCCUGAUUCAGAAUGGAGACUGGACCUUCCAGACCCUGGUGAUGCUUGAAACGGUUCCUCAGAGUGGAGAGGUUUACACCUGCCAAGUGACGCACACGAGCCGGAUGAGCCCUAUCACGGUGGAAUGGAGGGCACAGUCUGAAUCUGCACAGAGCAGGAUGCUGAGUGGAAUUGGGGGCUUUGUGCUGGGCCUGCUGUUCCUUGGGGUGGGGCUAUUCAUCUACUUCAGGAAUCAGAAAGGAAAUUCUGGACUUCAGCCAACAGGACUCCUGAGCUGAAGUGAAGACGACACCCGAGGAGAAACCUUCUGUCCCAGCUUCUUUGCAGCAUGAAAAGUUUUCCUGCUUGGCUCUUAUGCUCACACAAAGAGAGUCUUUCUCAGGACCUGGUUUGCUCCUGGUUCGGUGACCCUACAAACAAUGUCCUCCCUGGUGGCCUUCCUCAGCCUCUGCCCUUGGCCUGGAAGUCCCAGUGUUGACUGCAGUACCUGAUCUUCAUUCUUUCCCAGUCCCCUUUGUAUUCAACCCUUAACUGCCCCCUGUGCAUCUGAACUCAUCUUUUACGCACAUUACUUUAUUAAAUUUUUCUCUAAUAAAUAUGGAAUGAAAAUCA